AUGGAGAAUGAAAUUUCUGCCAAUAGUAGUAUUGUUCCAGCUCGUGGUGCCAGUGUUGAUUAUGCUAAUACCAAUGAUGUAGCUGCAACCAGCAACAACGAAUUGGUGGCAGCAGUGGCACCACCAUCAAUGCAACCGCAGGUGCAGCCGCAAGCACCACAACGUGUGCAAGUUUUUUGUCCACCAGUUCAGGUAACAGGAAUGGCGAGCCAUGCUGACGCUGUGCCAAGGCCAGUGCUUGUUAUGAACUUCCCUCACAUGUAUUACAUUAAGAUCAAGGUCCCAUGCAAGAGUGUCGAAGGAUUGGCAUUUGUGGAGUAUGAGAGGACAAGAGGUAAGAUGGGUCUGCACGUUAAAGGAAUUGUGGAUGUCAGUGAGGGUCGUGUUGGCCAGGUUACUGCGGUUCGUCGUGGCAUGCGUCGGACUUAUGCUGUUGGUCAGUUUAGUAUCACAUUUCCUCUUCCGGGAAGGGUGAAAAUUCCUGUGCUCCGAGGAAAGACCCCCCACAACAUCCAUGAAGUAUUGGUCACCUUCGUUGUCCCCAAAAAACCUUUUGAUGAACCUGAUUCUGAUAUCGAGGAUGAUGACAAUGAGCCUCAAUCGAUGUAUUGGGAGUAG
Molecule: messenger RNA, 618 nt
Organism: Oldenlandia corymbosa var. corymbosa
Lineage: Eukaryota; Viridiplantae; Streptophyta; Magnoliopsida; Gentianales; Rubiaceae
Source: the annotation of a GenBank genome assembly